Messenger RNA from Perkinsus marinus ATCC 50983, 838 nucleotides. RefSeq lists its product as hypothetical. The record is from RefSeq and is a predicted model, not a curated record. The transcript has a single exon. Lineage: Eukaryota; Perkinsozoa; Perkinsida; Perkinsidae. The annotation marks the transcript as partial.
AUGUCUGCCCAGAGUUCCAGUCAACAUAAUAACACUACACUGGGGGCUGUGCCGAGAACCCCAGCUUUGGUGGCUGCAACUCGUCUACUCGAGACUGCUAUCAACGAGGAGUCUGGUGGUUCUUUCUUUGGUAAACUUGGUCCUCUCGGGGUCGCCCUCUGUGAUGCCUACAAGGAUCACGAAACUGUCGUGAGUUAUAUAGCGCAGGAUCCGCUACCCGCUGUUCAGGGUCACUUCGAGGCCUUCAUCACAGAACUCCACCAAUUAUUGGCCGAGGAACUGUGCUAUCCCUACCCCUUGGAAGGCGGAGGGGCCCCUGAAGAUAUCUGGUGGCUCUUGGUGGCUCUAAAAUGGUGUGUGGUCUUCACGGUGGUGGAACUCUCCGGUAAAACUAUAAAAGGCAGGAAGGCUCUCAGAGACUCACUGGUGGUCACUGUUGACGCCUAUCGCAGGUACGUCGGUUCUCUGGCUACGGGCUUUGCCCGUAGCUUCUCCAAACAAGGCCCUCGAGAGGAGCCGGUCGCUACUGGUCCCUAUCUGCCUCCUGUACCGAGUCCAGUACAGGCUGGCCUGGUGGGUUACCCGGGAUUUGCUAAGGUACCCGAUAGCGCUGCUCCAAUGGUGAAGGUUUCUAUCCCUCCCGAGCAACCGGGGAAUGCGGCCGGUGUGCAGCAUGGUACGGCUAAUGAUGCCUCACUCCUGUCCGGACACACGUCUGGUACGGAAUAUGUUUCGGCUCUGGGCGCACCGAUCGGCGGAUCCCGUGAUGAACUCUUCUUUAAAGGGCAUCGUAGAGCGAAGCAAUUGGCUGAUGUAUCAGGCAUCGAGCCAUUUGAUG